AUGAAGUUCUUCACUAUUGUUGCCCUCCUCUCGGCUACAUUGUUCGUCAUUUCUUUCGGUCAGGAAAACGUAACAAUUCCCGAAGCUCCUGCUGGCGGUGGUGCGGGUGUUUCUGGCAGUCCUGGCGAUGCUGCACCUGCUGGUCAAUCCACCAUCGCGAAAGCCGAAGCGGGUUCGACUAAUGCACCUGAAGCGACCACAACUAAAUCGGCAAACACUAUUCUCGGAUUUUCUCUCAUCACUGUCGCCUUGGCGGUUUUGGCACAUUAA
Molecule: messenger RNA, 270 nt
Organism: Caenorhabditis bovis
Lineage: Eukaryota; Metazoa; Nematoda; Chromadorea; Rhabditida; Rhabditidae
Source: the annotation of a GenBank genome assembly